This is a messenger RNA of Trichobilharzia regenti, 1148 nucleotides long. The record is from the annotation of a GenBank genome assembly. Lineage: Eukaryota; Metazoa; Platyhelminthes; Trematoda; Strigeidida; Schistosomatidae.
AAACCGUAUGUUUCCAAUAGCAUCGAUGUCGUUAUAGCGAUCCAUUAACUGAAAGAACUGUUACUUCGAUGCACCUUCAACGUAUACUUUGGUUUCAACAAGGAAAUAUACAGGCAAGUAGAUGGAGUAGCAAUGGGUUCUCCUAGCCGACUUCUUUAAGGCUAGCUUAGAGAACAACGCCUUAUCACCAACUAUCAACGACCUCCAUCUCUACAAGAGAUACAUCGAUAAUACUUUCAUUAUUUGUGAUGAGAAUUGUGAUUUAAAAAACCUACUUCAAAUCUUCAAUAAUGCCCACCCAAACAUCGACUUUACACUUGAGACUGAAUCCGACGGAAUGUUCCACUUCCUCGACGUCCAUCUGACAAGAAACGCCGACAACUCUCUGAAAAGGUCCAUAUACAAAAAGCCUACAUGGAACGGACAAUUCAUCAACUUUCAAAGCUUCGUGCCCCUAAGCAGAAAGAGGAACCUGGUAUACACUCUUUCCUCGAGGAUUCGGAAGAUAUGCAGCGAGGAAGUGGCUGAAGAACUGCGUAAUCUUCGAAAAACCCUGAUAGAAAACGGUUUCCCACUCAGGUUCAUAGACAAGAAUCUCAAAUCUAAGAAGAUUUCCGAAAAAGUCCAUUCCAUUCCAAAGAAAAUACUUCUGCUUAAUCUAGAAUUCAAAGGUGAUAUUGAAGCGGAAAUCCUUCGCAAACGCGUCUCCAAAUCGCUGAGAAAACCAUACUUCGCCGCGAGCCUACGACUGACGUUUUCCUGCAAGAAACUGUUCAGCCAGAAUGCGAAAGACAAGCUGUUGCAUUGGGCCACUUCAACGUGCAUGUACCAGUUGACUUGCUCUUGUGGAGCUGAGUACGUUGGCCAUACCAUGCGCCGACUUGAAAAACGCGCUUGUGAACACUACCCAGUCUGAUUAGUAAAAGGAAACCAAAAGCGUGUAUAGAGUUCAGUGACAGAACAUCUGGUCAGUUCAGGACAUUCAGCGCCUUUCGGAAAAUCCUUCAAAGUAAUAUACAAGAUUCAAUCAAACCUAUCAAAGGGAGUGAAAUCAAGACAUCUGGGCAUAGCCGAGGCGCUAGCUAUACAAAAGCUCAAACCCAUGCUUUGCAUCCAAAAGACAUACGUCCAACCCCUAUCUCUUCCAU